Lasiosphaeria miniovina is the source of this 888-nucleotide messenger RNA. Its product is annotated as short chain dehydrogenase reductase. NCBI's taxonomy places the organism in Eukaryota, Fungi, Ascomycota, Sordariomycetes, Sordariales, Lasiosphaeriaceae. The record is from RefSeq and is a predicted model, not a curated record. The transcript is spliced from 4 exons. Gene Ontology annotation, molecular function: oxidoreductase activity. Bases 1 to 888 code for a protein of 295 amino acids.
AUGUCGUCGUCAAUUGCGCCAUCCCUCGCCGUGGCCGACCUGUUUGCCGUUGACGGCCUCGUUGCCGUCGUGACGGGCGGUGCAACCGGCAUCGGACUGAUGAUGGUCAAGGCCCUCGAGGAGAAUGGCGCCAAGGUCUACAUCAUCGGGCGCCGCAAGGAAGUGAUCGAGAGGGUGGCCAAGGAGGAAGCAAAACACGGCAACAUCAUCCCGCUGCAGGGCGACGCCAGCUCCAAGGCCGACCUCGAGCGCAUCGCCGCGCACAUUGCUCGGGAGACGGGCUACGUCAACCUGUUUGUGGCCAACGCAGGCAUCCCGGGGCCGACGCCCAUCCGGCUGUCGCCGCCGCGGCCGCUGGCCGAGCUGCAGGCGGACCUGUGGAACGUCGACCAGGCCGCCUUCAACCAGACCUUCAGCAACAACGUCGGCGCCGUCUACUUUGGCAUGGCCGCCUUUUUGCCUCUGCUCAACGCCGGCAACGAGCGCGGCAACCUCGCCCAGUCCAGCCAGAUGGUCGUGCUCAGCUCCAUCGGCGCCUUUGGCCGCGUGCCCUUGGCGCACUAUGCCUACUCGGCCAGCAAGGCCGCCGUGCUGCACAUGGCCAAGCAGCUGGCCACGGCCCUGACCGGCUACAAGAUCCGGUUCAACGUGAUUGCCCCGGGCUUGUACCCCUCCGAGAUGACGGCCGGCGUGGUCGCGGCCACGGAGCAGCUGGCGCCCGACUCGCCCGACUACGCCACAAAGGUGUCGCCGCUGGGGAGGCCCGGCAACACCGAGGACAUGGCCGGCUGCAUCCUGUGGCUCGCGUCCCGCGCCGGCGCCUGGCUGUCGGGGCUCGUUCUCGUGACCGACGGCGGCAAGCUGGGCGUCGUACCGGCGUCGUAUUAG